UAAAACUAAUUGCAAACAAAUGACAUGAAAAUGACUGCAAAAUGAGAGCAUUUCAGUGAAAGCCGUGAUUGUUGUGAGAGUUUAUGAAACCAUAGCAACCAAUGGAUACAAACUGACGUGUCUUUCAAAGUUAAUAAUCACUUCAUAAUCGGAUCAAUAAAUUGCAGACAUUUAGCCAUUUGUGAGGAUAAUUGUCUGCAUCUGUUAGUCCUUAAGUGGUUGUGGAAGUGUCAGAGGAUGUCUGAGUGGAGUCACCUACUGGCCAGGGUCAAUUACCCCAUGUAUUGCGUGCGGACAUUGUCUGAGCGGCACAUUCUGGUGGCCGGUGGUGGCGGACCCGCUAAGACUGGCAUCGCCAACACCCUCGAGGUCUAUGAGCUGGUCUACGACAAGUCCACCAACUCGUGCAAAGCCAGACUAAUCACUCACUACGACACCGGUUCGCGAGCGGUGAUGAACAUGUGUGUCGUCGACAAAAGCAAUUACUGCUACCAAUUGUUCUGCGGAGGAAUGGAUGGGAUGUGCACUCAAUACGACCUGAAGCUGAACGUCGAGAGUAAGCGUCGCGAGAGUUCUUCGUCGCCCACCAGAAGAGAGAGAACUUUCUCCGAGACUAGUCUUAGGCGACGAAGACUUAGUUCCAGAUCUGAGUCCAUAGAGAAGGAGAACGAUAUAAACUUAGCCAAUAGUCAGUCACCAGAAGCGCCGGAACCAGUGAAACAACACUCGCGUAAAGACUCGAAGCCUAAGAUGACGGACGACACGAAUGGUGUCCCGGACUUCACUUUCGACAUAAAACAGCAAAAGAUGUUUAAAACGGACUUUAAUUCUGACGAAUCCUUUCAAAAGAUCGUGAAAUUCUCGGUUGAGGCCAAUGUGCUGAUCACCGCUGGAUCUGAUGGACACAUAAGGUUGUGGUCACUGCCGAAGUUGGACCAAAUCCUAUCGAUCAAAGCGCACGACAACGAAGUGGACGACUUGGAUAUCAAUGGCAACGGAACACAAAUAGUGAGCGUUUCUCGCGAUUCAAAGGGUUUUGUAUGGAAUACCAACGAUGGAAGUCUUAAGACUGAACUCAAGUAUGAGUUACCCGUCGCUCAGAAACAACAAAAUCAUAAUCAAAACAACAAUAAUAAUAGAAACGGAAUUAUAAAUAAUAAAUACAUUUAUAGGGGAUGUCGUUAUACCACAGUCGACGGUGAUUUAAACAAUAUUAAAUUAUUUACAAUAAUGAAUCCACUGGUGAACCAAAAGCCACCCAAAAGUUCCUAUAUCUGCAAAUGGAAUACUCAGACAUAUAAACCCGAAAAGAUGGUCAGCACCGGCUUUGAAAGUCUCUCGACUAUGGCUGUCAGUGAAGAGGGCCAUUACGUAGGAUUGGGAACUCUGACGGGCUCUGUGGACGUGUACAUUGCAUUCAGUCUGCAACGGGUAUACCACUUGUCUGCAGCGCAUAACAUCUUCGUGACGGGAGUGGAAUUCCUCAAGUCUUCGGUGGCCGCACAACAGCUGACUGGCGGUAACGACGCCUCUUUGGUCAGCGUUUCUGUUGAUAACCACAUUGUUGUCCAUCAGAUUCCCAAACGAGGCAGUGAACUUCAGAAACAUUGCGGAUUCCGAGUUCACUCUCAGCCGUGUCCGCACAGAUCACAAAAUAAAGAGUCGCGUAAUGUCUAUAAAUAA
This is a messenger RNA of Oppiella nova, 1683 nucleotides long. NCBI's taxonomy places the organism in Eukaryota, Metazoa, Arthropoda, Arachnida, Sarcoptiformes, Oppiidae. The record is from the annotation of a GenBank genome assembly.